Lymnaea stagnalis (great pond snail) is the source of this 1980-nucleotide messenger RNA. Lineage: Eukaryota; Metazoa; Mollusca; Gastropoda; Lymnaeidae. The record is from the annotation of a GenBank genome assembly.
AGUCGUAUAACUUAUAAGUAUUAGAGAGAUACUACAGUAUUAGCUAUUACUAUUAGCAGGCCUACCUAUUUCAUUCGUGAGAAACAGGCCGAAUACUAAUACUAAUACAGUACUAGUAUAAGUUAGCCGGAGUCGUAGUAAUAGAAUUUUGCAUUUACCUUUGACUAUGAUAGACCAUAGUUAAUAACAUUUUUUUUUAGAACAGCGACUAUAUGAUCUGAUAUAUAUAUGAAUAUGAUAUAUGAAUAUGAAUAUUGAAUAUGGCGAUGGAAAAGCAUAACCUACCUCUUCUAUCUGACCACUGAACUGAAACUGCGUGAGUGAAUCAUUCAUAAAAUAUAAUCGUCAUCAAAAUUUAUUGGGAAUAUUUCGCUGAUCUGAUUUGACUUUCUGUAACUGUAAGUUAUUGUUAAUUUACUAAACUAAGCAGGGGGCCAAGGCAAGAUAGUUUUUCAUCAAGCAGCAAAUGGUCAAUUAAUUGUUAAUUAAAGUCAGUUUAGUCAGACACUGACACUAAUAUUUACUAUGGUCGAAGUCAAUGGUCACUCGGUAUGGUCUAAUUUGAGAAAAUACACUCAGACUCACUGAUUCAUAAUUAUUAUUAUAAUAUUAACAAGGUGCUCAUCCCUCAACGUGUCAACUAUUUUUUUUUUGCUGUACAAUGAAUGUGCCAUUGGGCCAUUGCAGUUUUAUUCAUUUGAUCUAAUUUGGAAAGGACAUAAAAACUCCUCUAUUUGGACCAAUGGUAUCCCAAAGUUUGUGUCACUCAUAAAAAUUAUAAAAAAACAGGUUGUGCUUUUGUUUUUGUCAAAUGAUUUUCCACUGUUGGUUAAAGCCAGAAAAUAAAAAGAGAUGAUAACUUUUAGAGUUACUGGGUUAAUAAUAAUGCAUUGUAUUUUUGUAUUUACAGUGCAGGGACCUGAAAUAUUAUAUAGGAACACCCCUCAUUUUUUAAAAUAGAUUUUUAUGAAUAAUCAUAAUUUUCAAAAUUAAAAAUAAUCAUUAUUUGGGUAUCAUUAUCUUAAAACCCUUUUAAUGAUAUAUUUUUUUAAAGUAAUAACUUACAUUUUGUUUCUUUAUUUUUUAUUUUAAUACAGCAUCAUGGAUAAAAUGCCAGAUGAAGUCCUUUUACAUAUUUUUUCAAAACUUUCUUUUCCUGAUUUGAUUUCUGGAGCCCGUUUGACUUGCUGGCGUUGGAAUCGCCUGUCGAAGGAUUCUUCUCUUUGGACUAAUCUGGAUCUAUGCUUGGUCAAAUUUUCGCAAGACACAUUUAAAUUUCGUACUGGUGUCAGAAGUCUCUUGUGUGAUAUUCAAGACAGCUUGGAACGAUUAACAUUUAGUAACUUGCCAGUAGAUGGAGGCACCUAUGAACUGUUUGGAUCUGCAUGGAAACAUAAAAAUAAAGCCAAAUUCAAAAAAUUAAAGUCACUUGAUUAUUCAUAUAGUGAUGUUUCCUCACGUAAUCUUCGCGUGGCACUCACAACACAUCCAGACAUAGAAGAACUAUAUCUGGCUUAUACAAAAAUUCCUUUUUCUCAAGUUGUGAAGGAAGCAAUCCAUCUACCAAACCUGAAGAAGCUGGUCUAUCAUGAUUCAAAAUCACGGGAUCAUAUUUCAGAUUUGUUAAUAAAUAAAUUAAAUGUCUUAAAGGUACCUAAACAUUGUCAGCUGCUUGAAGUUGUUGAAUUACACACAAUAUUGGCUGAUUUAGAUGGUGAAGUCAUUCAGCAGUUUGUCAAAUAUUGUACUAAAUUAAAAAGAUUAUCUUUUAAUUGGUCAACCAGUUUAACAGCUGAUGCAUUCAAUAGCAUAAAUGCAUCCAUGCAUCACAUUACAGAGCUGGGACUGCUAGAAAGACAAGAGACAGGUCCUUUCCUGAACUUUGUUCUUCCAUCUUUUCCUUGUCUAACCCAACUAACAGUCAGCGGUCAAAACAUCCAUCUUGAAGAUUGCAUUGCCAUUGGGGAAUGCUGCCCAAAG